Messenger RNA from Aureobasidium musti, 534 nucleotides. NCBI's taxonomy places the organism in Eukaryota, Fungi, Ascomycota, Dothideomycetes, Dothideales, Saccotheciaceae. The record is from the annotation of a GenBank genome assembly.
AUGGCCCCCAAGAACAACACCCAAGGCGCAAAGAAGGCCACCAAGCCCUCGGCCAAGGCCGGUGCUGCCGCUAAGGCUGCUCUUCGUGGCGUCAACUCGCACAAGGUCCGCAAAGUCCGCUUGUCGACCACCUUCCACCAGCCCAAGACCCUCAAGCUCUCGCGCGCUCCCAAGUACCCCCGCAAGAGUGUCCAGGCCGAGACCGGUGUCGAGCAGCACAAGGUCUUGAUCCACCCUCUCAACACCGAGUCCGCCAUGAAGAAGAUUGAGGAGAACAACACCCUCGUCUUCAUCGUCGACACCAAGGCCAACAAGCGCCAGAUCAAGGAUGCUCUCAAGAAGCAGUACGAUGUUGACACCGUCAAGAUCAACACCCUGAUCCGGUAUGACUUUGCAAUCCACUUUGAAUCACUCAAGAACAUUGCUAACAUGUAUCGCUCCGCAGCNCCCGACGGCACCAAGAAGGCCUUCGCCCGUCUUACUCCUGACGUCGAUGCCCUUGACAUUGCCGCCACCAAGCUCGCCAUUGUUUAA